Aureobasidium pullulans EXF-150 is the source of this 2238-nucleotide messenger RNA. RefSeq names its product kinase-like protein. The coding region runs from base 1 to 2238 and encodes 745 amino acids. Gene Ontology annotation, molecular function: ethanolamine kinase activity; choline kinase activity. Lineage: Eukaryota; Fungi; Ascomycota; Dothideomycetes; Dothideales; Saccotheciaceae. The record is from RefSeq and is a predicted model, not a curated record. Gene Ontology annotation, biological process: phosphatidylethanolamine biosynthetic process; phosphatidylcholine biosynthetic process. Gene Ontology annotation, cellular component: cytoplasm. The transcript is spliced from 2 exons.
AUGAUGCUUGGAAAGGACAAGGAUGUCGAUGAUCUCGAGCUUGAUAGAGUUCCCAGCGGUCCUCGUGCUUUCAAGGCAAAGGGUCCCAACUCCAAGCGACUGUCAGGAAGACGUGCGCAUAACGCAUCCGUCACUUCAUUGCCAAGCCUUGAACAAUCUGAAGGUGAGAAAGAUGAAGAGCAUCAUCUGUUCAGCGGCGGACUUGUCGGUCAGAUAACUGCAUGGCUCCGUGAGGAGAGAAAGAAACGUGAUGCGCGCAAGACGCGCAAGACUGCCGAUUCUCAGUCCCAUGAAGAGGUCCAUUCUCAUGAGGGUGCUGACAUGGCUCAUCGUUCUCGCCGUCGCAGCUCUGGCGAAAGUGUUGAUCUGAGCCGACUUGAGCAAAUCUUGAAGGAAAGCGUCCACUUCGAAAAGCCUCGUAGAUCGUCACUUCUGCACCCCAGCAUCCGAAAGCGCCCAUCAGUCAAGAACCUGCACAAAUCUUCGUCCAAUGCCGGACAUUCAUCUGAUACUGAAUUCUUCGACGGCGAUGCCUUGGUCCCCUCGGCCGAAGCCUGGCUUGAUAACACCAAGACUUUGGCCAGUGCUGGAGGCGCCGCAGAUCCAGCAGAGUCGACCGAGAGUCUUGGACUUGGUACUCGUCAAGCUUGGUCAUCUUUCAAGUAUGAGAUUGUUCGUCUCACUCAUACCCUUCGUAUCAAGGGCUGGCGCCGUGUACCCAUGGACAUGAGUAACGAGUGCACCGUUGAGCGUCUCAGUGGCGCUCUCACCAAUGCCGUCUACGUUGUUUCACCACCAAACACUCUUCCUGCCCGUCCCACAAGCGCCGAUGGAAAACAGCCCAUGCAACGUCCCCCGCCAGCCAAGCUCCUCCUACGUAUCUAUGGUCCUCAAGUUGAGCAUCUGAUUGACCGCGAAUCCGAGCUGCAAAUCCUCCGCCGUCUGGCUCGCAAGCGUAUAGGACCUCGCUUGCUGGGUACAUUCAGCAACGGCCGAUUCGAAGAGUACUUCCACGCAAAGGCACUCGAUCCUCAAGACCUGCGUAACCCGGACACUUCCAAGCAGAUCGCCAAGCGUAUGCGCGAACUCCACGAAGGUAUUGACUUGCUCGAACGUGAGCGCGAUGAAGGUGCUUUCGUUUGGCAAAACUGGGAUAAGUGGUUCCAGCGUGUCGAGACUGUAACCAUGUGGCUUGAUGGCGAAGUCUUGAAGGAGCAACAGACCAAGAAGCCCACUGGCACGGAUGGCUGGCAAUCUCGCGGCUUUGUCUGUGGCACUGAAUGGGCUGUCUUCAAGAAGACGGUGCAAAAGUACCGCGAAUGGUUGGAGGCACAAUACACCGAGCCCGGCCAACUGCGCUCUCGCUACGUCUUUGCCCACAACGAUACUCAAUACGGCAACAUUCUCCGCCUUCUCCCCUCUGGCACCUCACCUCUGCUCCUACCCGCAAACACACACAAACAGCUUAUUGUCAUUGACUUUGAGUACGCCAACGCAAACACUCCCGGACUUGAAUUCGCAAACCACUUUACCGAGUGGUGCUACAACUACCACGAUGAAAAAGCACCCUGGCUAUGCAACACCUCCUUCUACCCUACACCCGAAGAACAAGAUAGAUUUGUUCGCGCCUAUGUUCGCCAUCGUCCCCAAUUCAACGCUCCUACUCCCAACCUCGGUCCCGCCGACAAGGAUCCUCAAGAGAAGCAGAAACGUCCCGCAGGCCCCACAUCCAGUAUCUCAAACUUCAUGCUUGAUGCUAGAGGACCUCCUGAAUCUGCUGCUACUACCGCAAAGGCGGAUGCCGAGUACCAGGCUCAAGAGGAUGAGCAAGUCGCCUCUUUGCUGAGAGAAACACGCAUGUGGCGCCUCGCAAACUCGACUCAAUGGGUAGCCUGGGGUAUCGUCCAAGCCAAGGUCCCCGGUCUUCCAUCCGACACUCCUGCCUCUGCUAUCCCUCUCUCCGAAACUCCUGAUGAGAUGACUCCUACUGGCGACAACGAUCAAGCAUUCUCGGACCCUCUGGACGCUGAAGGCAAAGCCAUGCAAGAGGAUAUCCACGACAAGAGACCCGAUCCUAAUGAAGAAGAUGAUGGAAAAGCAGAGGAAGAGUUUGAUUACCUGGCUUAUGCUAGAGACCGCGCCAUGUUCUUCUGGGGCGACGCUCUGGCUUUGGGUAUCGUUGAGGAGAAGGACUUGCCUGAGGAUGUCAGAGCUGGUGUCAAGCGCGUGCAGAACUAG